Fimicolochytrium jonesii is the source of this 1248-nucleotide messenger RNA. RefSeq lists its product as uncharacterized. The coding region runs from base 30 to 1073 and encodes 347 amino acids. NCBI's taxonomy places the organism in Eukaryota, Fungi, Chytridiomycota, Chytridiomycetes, Spizellomycetales, Powellomycetaceae. The record is from RefSeq and is a predicted model, not a curated record. The transcript has 3 exons.
CGGGAGGUGUGAGGGGAGCGCUGCGUCAGAUGGGUCAUAUGUGGGGUUGGGGCUGGCGGAUAAAUCCUUUCCACGCAUUGCGUUUUGUGGAAUGGCAAGGAUCUGUUCACCUUGCAGCCAUGGUGUACACGCUUAUGCGUCUAUACGUCCCCAUCGGGGAGUCCAUGUGGGGAUCCGUCGGGUUUCUCACCAUGGUCCGCCUGCUUUCGGCGUCAUUGGAGGCGGGGAAGAAGGUGGAUGUUCAGCUGCUGGCCUUGCCACAGGCGCUGUGGAGAGGGGAGCUGAAGUGGCAGAUUGUGAACGUUUGGUUGCUUUCGUGGGGAACGGCUGGGCUCGUUUUGGGGUGGGUACACACCAGCGUAUGGUUGGAGACUCGGUGGGUACACCCCCACCAUCCACCCAACCCUCUCCACCCAAACCUCCGCCCACUCACCGCACACUCACCCACCGUGGCCAAGAAAGACCGGCGGUCAAAGUCGUACGCGGGGCCAAGGUACUCGGAUGCCGGCUUGCCCACGGACUCCCAAGCCGCCAAUCGCGACGGGCGCGUCGCGAAAAGGGAGCUGAGCAAGCGCCAGGUCCUACGCGCUGCGGAGAGGGCGCGCAAGCUUGAGCGACGCCUCGCGGCAAUGACGGCCCAAAUGCAAACCUCAAAGCCGCCGCCGGUCCCUCAUUGUCGUAGUCGUCCUCCUCCGCCGCCGCCGGUCCCUCCGCCUCCUCGUCCUCGUCGUCCUCCUCCUCCGCCGCCUCCUCCGCCGCCGGACCCUCCUCCUCCUCAUCCAGAAGGGGGAUGGGCGCCAGCGAUCGCUCCUCCUCUUUCCACCCCCGCACACCCCCACACCACCAUCCCCACCACCACCGACACCACCACCCCUCCUCACCAGCAGCCCCGGCAACAGUACGCAGGUGCGGCUGCACCAGCCGCCGCCGUGCUCGAUGCCCGGGCGGCGUUUUUUGCGGGUGUUGGCUUUCCGGGGGUGGGGCUGCCUGUGUUUGGCCCGCCGACUGCCGCCGAAGCGAUGACCGGUGUCCCUGCGGGGCCGUGCCCUGGGGCUCCGAGCGUGCGCUUUUGAACGCGAGUACCACGGUGAAUUGUUGAGAACAUUACGCGCAUGCCCAACAUCGCUCUCCUAUACCGAUGUACAGUACUAGGGGCGGUACUAGGGGCGCGAGUGGCGUUGUGUUUGUGUUUUUGUAUUUUUAUUUACUAUAUUUAUUAUUUAUUUAUCUUAAUGAAAAUUGUUGCUC